Molecule: messenger RNA, 780 nt
Organism: Vicia faba (fava bean)
Lineage: Eukaryota; Viridiplantae; Streptophyta; Magnoliopsida; Fabales; Fabaceae
Source: the annotation of a GenBank genome assembly
AUGGGGGCACCGUUCGAGGGAAUCAUUCAAGAUGUUAAAGGAAGAGUUAAAUGCUAUAAACAAGAUUGGGUCUGUGCAAUCUGUUCUGGUGUUAGCAUAUUGGCUCCAACUUUCUACAUAUUCUUUGCUUCUGCACUUCCUGUUAUUGCAUUUGGAGAGCAACUUAGUAGGGAUACAAAUGGAAGCUUGAGCACGGUCGAAACAUUAGCAUCUACUGCUAUUUGUGGAAUUAUCCACUCGAUUAUAGGUGGCCAACCUUUGUUGAUUUUAGGAGUUGCGGAACCGACUGUUAUAAUGUAUACUUAUCUCUACAAUUUCGGCAAAAAUACACCUGAUUUGGGUGUUGAGCUCUUUCUAGCUUGGGCUGGUUGGGUUUGUUUUUGGACGGCGUUCAUGUUAAUUUUGCUUGCAAUUUUUAAUGCUUGCAAUAUUAUCACUAGAUUUACAAGAAUUGCAGGGGAGUUAUUUGGCAUGCUUAUCACUGUUCUUUUCUUUCAAGAGGCUAUAAAGGGACUGUCAUUUUUUUCUCUAGGACUAAUCGUCUUCACACUUAAAAGCAGAAGAGCAAGAACAUGGCGAUAUGGAACAAAGAAACUACGAGGCUUUAUUGCAGAUUAUGGGGUUCCAAUGAUGGUUGUGUUGUGGACUGCAGUAUCUUAUAUAAAGCCAAGCACUGUUCCACAUGAUGUUCCUAGAAGGCUGUUUUGUCCACUUCCCUGGGAACCCGCGUCUCUUUAUCACUGGACAGUAGCGAAGGAUAUGUGGAAGUGUGGCUUCUAA